This is a messenger RNA of Monopterus albus (swamp eel), 2650 nucleotides long. RefSeq names its product LAS1 like ribosome biogenesis factor (gene las1l). Gene Ontology annotation, biological process: maturation of LSU-rRNA; maturation of 5.8S rRNA. The coding region runs from base 15 to 1745 and encodes 576 amino acids. The record is from RefSeq and is a predicted model, not a curated record. Gene Ontology annotation, cellular component: Las1 complex; preribosome, large subunit precursor. Gene Ontology annotation, molecular function: endonuclease activity. Lineage: Eukaryota; Metazoa; Chordata; Actinopteri; Synbranchiformes; Synbranchidae. The transcript has a single exon.
CUUUCGCCGUUAAAAUGGAGAGAAAGCGCGCACUGAAAAAACGUCAUGUGGUACCAUGGAGCAACAAAGCUGAGUGGGAUCAGGUUCAGGAGUAUCUUUACUCCAAGGAUUCCGCCUUACAGAGGUAUGCAGUGCAGAGGAUAUCAGCUUGGAAAGCCAGGUAUGCCAAUAGUACCCUUGUGGCAGUGGACAGCACAGCGGACCUGGUGAGGUGCCAGGUGCUGGACCGGUCAGGGCAGCUGGAUGGAGAUGAUCUGGUGCUGCUUUAUGGAGCCGCCCUAGUGAGGUCUGUCAAUUUGAUCAUUGAGCGACAACGGGGGAAAACAACCCAACCACUGAGGCGGCUGGCUAGGAAUCUGAACAUCCCAGAGUGGGUUGUAGACCUGAGGCAUGAUUUUAGUCACAGGAAGCUCCCAACUUUAAAAUGGUGUCGAAAAGGAUGUGAAGUUCUUCUGGACUGGCUCCAGAAGGAAUACUGGUCCAGGCAGUUGGGAGGAGGGUCUAAUGAGGACUGGGACGCUCAGUCAGAUGGAGAGGAGGAGGAAGAGAUUGACCUGAAACGCCAAGAGGAUGAGCUUAUUGCAAGGCAAAAAGAAAUGGAAGCCUACAAGAAUGCACGAGAACUUCUCAUAUCAUUUGAAAAGGAGCAGUACCAAGCUUUUGAUGGGCCUCCUGAAGACAAAGAGAAGAACUUGUGGCCUUCCCCCUUUGCAGACAUGAGCUGGUUAUUAGGUGAGAUCAAGCAGUUUGCCUCAGAGUCAAGUGAUUUGCUGAUUGAUGUGCUGUUGGAGGAUGGGUUUCUGGUUCCUACUGUUGAACAACUGGACGCAUUAGGCUGUGACACAUCUGUCAACACCAGUUCCACUGAACCCAAACUUCCUCAAACCUUCCUGCGUUUUUGGCUGCCCCUCCUGAAGUUGCUCAACUCACCAUUGUUUAUUCAUCACCUUCUGGAGAAGCUCUUUGUUGAGCUGAAGCUGCUCACCAAAGACACAAAUAAUCACAGGGCUUUCUACCUUUCUGCUUGGAUUUCAGAAGUCAUCCUCUGUAACAACAACAAAUUUGAAUACCAUUUUGAAACAAAAGCACAGAAGAAAGCUAGAAUGAAAGGCAGGAUUUUUGUAAACCGCAUCCAGCUGAGGUGGCAGCAGCUACUGUCAGCAUGCCUGGAUGCUCCCUGUGUCACCACGCCUCACUUGCUCCAGUUAAUCCUGAAUGACAUGGAGCAUCCUCUCCCUGGUGAAACCCAACAGAAACUGCUCCAGCUCUGCUCCAUCUACACUCAGACCUCACACUCUGUCUCUGGACCUUCUCAGGAGCAAAAUCAACAGCCCAUAUAUACGCUGGAGAGUUUGCUUGAGAAGCGGAAGCAUUCACCGUGCCACAGCCAUCAUUGGCACUCCACAGCUGACCAAGAGAGGAACAAGUCCUCCCAGGAUUACAACUGGGCAGAUGUUCAGGCUGAAAAAGCUCAGCAGCUCAAAGGUUCUCCAUGGCAGGUGUGUGCUGAUAAAGUUUUGUGGGAGAAUUAUCCUCUUGGUAAAGUCCCUGGCCAGUCUGAUGACCCUUCAUACUUCAUGGUGGAACACUACUCAACAAUGACUGUCUCUGACCAGCCGGUGGAGACAGAGGGCAACACAAUACACAACAUCCCAGGAGCCUCAGCACCAGUGAGAACGGCUGAAGGCCUUAUUUGGGACCAAAGUUAUGUUAACAAGCUGAAAUCUGGACUGAAACUUUUUUGAGUCAGGAGCUAAUACUCUGAAAUAUUAGCCUUUAACUGCUGGCCUAUGGCUGAACCUGUGAUCUCUGAUGUUUUGACACAAAAAAGACACAAAAUGGUCAAAUAUAUAGAAACUUGAAUGUUAAACACAGUUUAUUGUUGGAGUAAAAUAACAACCUGAUUAAUAAAAUGUCAGAAACUAAUGAAAAAUGUUGAUUAUAACUUCCCAGAGGCCAAAGUGACAUCUUCAAAACCCAUUUUUUUCACAUGUUUUAUAAACCAAACAUUUUGUCAGUUAAUUAAGAAACAAUAACAAAUCGGCACAUUAAUUUUGUUGAAAAUAAGUGUUUGAGCCUUAAUGUAAAGCCAUCAUAAUGUACACUGUACAUUGUUUUUAAUAUGUGGCUAAGAUAAAAGUGGCUCUAGUGCAGACUUUUAACACAUCCUGUGAAACAUAUGUUGCAGAUGGCAAGACUGUGAGAUAGGAGUGUGAUAUGAUUAAUUUGUUCUGAUGUAGCCUACAGUUAGAGUUGUCAUGUAAGUCAUCUUGCACUGCUAAUACAGUUGUGAAAACCCUGGCAGAGGGGAUAUUGUUAUAAGCACUAGGAUGGUUUUGUGUGAUACAUUUUUAUUUGCUCACAUAUGUUCAAUAAAACCUUUUCUCCACUCAAAGAAUAUGAUUGUGUUUUUUCAGUGUAAUAAUUCUAAAGCUGAAUUGUAGCAUUGGUUUUGAAAGGGUGCCAAUUUUAGCUGAAAUAUAUCAUCGAUCCUGGUAAUAUGCUUAUAUGUAUUGUUAAAGGGAGACAGCAAACAGCAGCAUGAGGACAAGAAUUAAAUGUCAGUACAAUAAAAAAAAUCUAAGCACAAAUUACAGUUUAAUAUGAGAGAUAGUGAUCUGUAACAAAGCAGCCUGAAAAAUAACCUGAG